This is a messenger RNA of Orussus abietinus, 3524 nucleotides long. RefSeq lists its product as uncharacterized. The record is from RefSeq and is a predicted model, not a curated record. The annotation marks the transcript as partial. NCBI's taxonomy places the organism in Eukaryota, Metazoa, Arthropoda, Insecta, Hymenoptera, Orussidae. The transcript is spliced from 3 exons.
CGCCGGUCCCUCGGUGGUCCCGUCCAGCAGAGGAUGACGGACGAAGGAUGAGCGAGGAGAUCAUCAUCAAGGCCUUCGGUGGCAGCGGAACCGCGAGCAUUCCGUUCGCCGACGAAGAUGGGCCCUCCAGGAGUCCUCGUCGCAGCCAAUCGCGAGUCCCCGGCAAGGACGAGCCCUUCGAAGGAGGUCCUCUUCGAGGUCGGGUCCAGCAGAGUCUGGGCAGCUUCCGCAGCUCCACGGUGAAGGGCAACCUGGAAGUGAACUCCCCCUCGAAGAGGCAGCAGGGAUCCUCCUCGGAGGUGAGCUUCCCCAGCAAGGAGACCUCGCAGUUCCGCCAGUACUUGAAGACGAGCCGUGCCGACGUGUGCGCCCCGGAAGUCCUGGACAAUCCCCUGAGGCGGUACGAGAACGCGCUCCUGAAGUACCAGAAGCCGGGGAAGUUGCGGCCGAGGAGGGAGGUGAGCCGGGACAGCAGCCACGGUUACUCGAGCAGCGACGACAGCGUCGUGAGGAACAAGUCUAAGAGCACCAGCUCGAUCGACGCGCAGUCGCUGAACAACAUCCUGGACGAGUACGAGGACCUGGACUGCGGAAGGUCCUCGGACCUGAGCGACGCCGGCAGCAUAACCGUGACGAACUUCGAGGCCGUGAUGGACCUGCAGAGGAAGAGAGAGGCGUCUAAGCUGAGGAGUUCCCCGGGGAAGAGCGCGUCGACCCACCAGGAGGAGAGACCGCGAGCUACAAAAGCGAACCAGCAGACUCAAGUGCGCCAGCGAUCCCGAGAUCGGGCCCAGAAGGAUCCGAACCAGGUCGAGGACGGUCCAAGGCCCCCAGGAAUCGCGUCGUCCUUCGUGAAGAAGCUGGAGAACGAGCCCCUGCACUCCAGACCCAACAAGGUCCCGGACUCGUUGCUGCGCAAGGGGGAGGUUCAGAAGCGGGUGGACGAGUGGUUGAGCCAGACCCAGAGCCAGAACUUCAGCAAGGAGAAGGUGAUCUUGGUGAGGUCCAACAGCAACGCCGAGCAGAGGUGCAGAAGCGGCGCCAGGAUCCGGUCCAUGGACGACGGGAAGGAGUGGACGAACGGGACCACCAGCUACGACGAUCUCCGCAAGGAGGAGCCCAAGCAGGAGCGCAAAGUGGAGCGCGUAAGCGUCGGGGUUAACACCGGGACCAGGGGGACCUACAAGGAGUACCUGGCCGCGAGGAACAGGUACGCGAAGGACUACGGUUUCGCGGCGACAGGGUCGUCGGUCGCCCCCAGGACUCGGGACCCGAGUCCGGGCUCCAGGAUACCCCAGAGGGGGCACUCGGCCAACUCCAGCUUCCGAUCGAAGAGGUCGGAGACCGGCGAGGCGAGCGAGGAGAACGUCGCCAACAGUCCAGGACGGUUCAAGGCUGCAGAAGCCAAGGUCGCCGCGCGACCCAGGCCAGACCCCGAGCCUGGAAGGCCGGUGGCACCCUCGGUCUCGGUCAGGCGCUCGUCUCUGAGACCCGCCCAGGUGUCUGGACAGGCUCCCCUGGGUACCUUCGCCAGGGACGAGGUCCCGGCCAGAGGGAGGCCGGGCCCGAAGGGCAGCCCGUCCUCGGGAAAUCGCGUAACCGAGGAACCAGCCGCGCCAAAUAAGGACGGUGAAAGUGGUCGAGCACCUCUGCCGAGUGAGGUAACCCGCGCCGGGAGCGUCGGCAAAGGCGACCCCGCCAGGGGACCACCGGAGACCAUCAGAACCAGCGUGGACACCUCCGAGAAAGCGGGCCCCGAAGAGGCGAGGUCGCAGGACCAUCUGCGCGCCCCCCCGGGUCCCGUCGUCUCCAGGAGGGAGACCGCCGCGACGGACCCCUUGGCCAAGGUGGAGAACGCCUACGGACCGGUCGGCUCGCGGCUGCGCGUUCUCCAGGGCCACGUCGACCCCAGGGACGCGUCUCGCGGCCCCAGGUCGACCACCAACCCCGUUGACUCCGCCAGGAAGAUACCCGUCCCCUCCAGAGGGCCCGUCGUCCCUCCAAAGAACGAACCCACGCCCACGUCCGCCUUCAAGCCCAACAACGCCAUGUACGCGACCCUGUACCAGUCCGAGGCCGCGUCCAACCUGGGGACCAACGCCGUCUCCGUGGCGAACGAGUCCGUGACGAGGUCCCACUACGCGGCCCCGAAACAUGUCGAGAAGAUUUACGAGCGCACGCAGCCGCAGGUGAUGCGUCUGGAUGAAGACGAGGACCCGAUCAGGAGGUCCGGGGGCAGACCCCCCGUUUACGGGGACGGGUCCUGCCUCGGCCAGGACAGGCUCCCGGAGACCCCCGGGACUCGCAGGCAGGAGGAGGACAUCUACGAGCGCAUCCCCGAUGCCCGCUGCGACCACCUGGAGACCAUCGUCGAGGACCAGCGCGACGAGUCAGGCGAUAUCCUGAGGUACCCCGAGAUAGGGCCCGACCAGUGCCUGCGCUUCCAGAGACUCCCUAAUCUGCCGAACGGGAGGACCAAGGACUCCACCCCGAAGGAGACCAUCUACGCCAGGCCCUGGGACAGGCCCAGGAUAUCCAAGGACCAGAGCAACACCUUCGGCGUGCUGCGCGGCAGCCUCGAAGAGCCCAGGGAAGAGGGGACCAGGCCUCCUCAGGGUCAGGGUUGCAGGUCCUCUUCGUCCUGCGGCUCUGGGACGAAGAUCGGGGAGAUGGACCACGUCGUCCUGGAGGACGCCGAUCUCGGCAGCUCGCCUUGCUCGCACUCCAGGGAGGGGAGCAACCUGUCCAACUCGAAUUUGGAGGCGUCGGAACGCUCCGAGGCUCGCUUUCUCGACGAGGGGACCAAGGGGAAGAGCUGGGGGACUGAGGCUCCCAACCUCGAGGAUCUUAGGGUCAAGGAGCGGGAGGUGGCUGAGCCCUCCAGGCAUGGCGAUAGGGCGCCGGUCGUUAAGGAGGUCCUCGUUAAAACUCUCCAGUUCGAUCAGGAUGUGCCCGAGAAGCCGAAGACCGAGCCCGCUCUCCUCGCCGAGAGGACCAACGCGAAAGUGCCGUUCAACUUCCACAGUGUCCUCAGUGAUGAUUAUCCCAACCCCAUGCGACUCGACAGGGAGAACAAGGUGUAUGUGACCAGGGAGGAGAUGGAGCGCCAGAAGAUGAUGGACUUGCUGAAGAAGGGCGACUACGAGGCCGUCAAGGCGGAGUUGGAAAGGAGUUACACCCUGUCGACCCCCGGGGGUAGCAGCCCCACGUGCUACCCGCCGUGCAGUCCGCCGCCCGCCCCCGCGGCGUACAUCUCCAGUGCCCGCGCGUCCUCCCGGAGACUCGGCAGCGGACCUCCGUCUCCGGAACGGGAUCCCCUGGGACGUCUGUUAAGGUUCCUGAAGACCUUCUACAGGGAGCUGGGCACCAGAGACCCGCCUCACCUGCCGCCGUGGACUGCCCCUCUGCCCCUGGGGAGCCUCUGCCCGGCGCACUUCCAGCCGCACCUGCAACUGGUGCACCGGAGCGAGCAGGAGCAUCGCCUGGAGAACAUCAAGCCGGACCAGAUCUUCGCUCCCGUCAGG